Messenger RNA from Fonsecaea pedrosoi CBS 271.37, 1875 nucleotides. RefSeq lists its product as uncharacterized. Gene Ontology annotation, molecular function: phosphorelay response regulator activity; sequence-specific DNA binding; DNA-binding transcription factor activity. The transcript has 2 exons. The record is from RefSeq and is a predicted model, not a curated record. Bases 1 to 1875 code for a protein of 624 amino acids. Gene Ontology annotation, biological process: phosphorelay signal transduction system; regulation of DNA-templated transcription. NCBI's taxonomy places the organism in Eukaryota, Fungi, Ascomycota, Eurotiomycetes, Chaetothyriales, Herpotrichiellaceae.
AUGGACGGCCAGGGUGCAGCGGGAAACAACUCGAGCGACUUUGUGCGCAAGCUGUAUAAAAUGCUGGAAGACCCUUCGUACUCUUCGGUAGUCCGUUGGGGCGAUGAUGGUGACAGCUUUGUGGUAUUAGAGAACGAAAAAUUCACAAAGUCCAUCCUCCCCAAACACUUCAAACACUCCAAUUUCGCCAGCUUUGUCCGGCAAUUGAACAAAUAUGAUUUCCACAAAGUGCGACAGAACAAUGAGGACGGCGGAUCAUCCAUGUACGGCGUCAACGCCUGGGAAUUUAAACACCCAGAGUUCCGGCAGCACAACAAGGAGAGUCUGGACAAUAUCAGACGGAAGGCCCCCGCCCCUCGGAAGCCAUCGAGUCUCAACGACGAACAGAUUCCCAUCCAACAAAUCGACCUAAUGAACCAACAGAUUGUCGCACAGGCCCAGCAAAUAGAGUCUCUUGUGACGUGUAACAACCAACUUCAAUCCCAGUAUCAGAUGUUGGCGCUCGAGAUCGUCCGACUUCAAAAAACGGUCGUCAAUCACGAAAAAGUCAUGCAGGAUGUCAUGAUAUUCCUGCAAUCCGUCGACGCGAAACAGCGCAGAGACAGCAAGCAGCUGUUUGCUCCACCCUCGGACUCUACACAGACAGGCACAACCCUGACCCCCACGAGCCAGAAUAUGCCUCCCCAGGAUGAAGACACACCGGCGUCACCCUUACAACACGCCGCGAAGCUCCUGAACGAUAUCAAUUCCGAUGGACAAUUUAACAUCGCUGCGCUCGAACAGAUGAACGCGAACAUGCAUACCCCACCAGUAGGACAGGACCCUCGAUCUGGGCAGUUCCGCGGGCCUAAUUCUGCCCCUCCAAGCGGCAGCAUGGGUUUCUCAAAGAUCAACCCGGCCGAAUUAGAGACGGUUGUAUAUCCGUUGGGGUCAACCAACGGCAUUGACCCGCUAUCCAGCGAGUACAUUAAUCACAUCCCAUACUCGUUACCUCCGAGAGACGGCUCAGAUCCACGAGCACAGUUCGCCGACACACGAAAGAAGAGUGGGACAGCGGAUCCUGGCUGGAGUCGACCGCCGCGAAUUCUUCUGGUCGAAGACGACCCGACCUGCCGUCAGAUUGGCGGCAAGUUCUUGCACUCGCUCUCGUGCGUUGUUGAUUCGGCUCUCGACGGUUUGGAGGCCGUGAACAAGUUGCAGGAAGGGAACAAGUACGAUAUGAUAUUGAUGGAUAUCAUCAUGCCCAACUUGGAUGGUGUGUCCGCCUGUCAUAUCAUCAGACAGUUCGACCGAACCCCCAUUAUCGCGAUGACAUCCAACAUUCGAGCGGACGACAUUUCUAUGUAUUUCCAUCAUGGCAUGGACGAUGUGUUGCCCAAGCCGUUCACGCGAAAAUCCCUGGUCGAUAUGUUGGAGAGAUUUUUGCCACAUCUCAAGUUGAUACCACAAGAGCCGCAGCCAAUGUCAGCAACAACUGCGCCAUCGGGAGCGGCGUCAUCGACGGCUCACUCCGUCCGUGACGAUAUGUCAGCAGAGGCUUCUCCCGCGGGAUCAAGCACGUGGAAUUCUCCUAGCCAGUACUCAGGAGUGUCGCCGGUAAACCCCAAUAUACAUUACGGCGGCAUGGCACAACAACAACAACACUACAUGGACACAAAUGGAAACCCGACAUCCUUUCCAAACGGGCCACAGACUCCCGUAGGGCUGCGAGGGUCCGGCAUGCUCGCGCAGCAGCAGCAGCAGCAGCAGCAGCAGCAGACACACAGAAGAGGUCCGUCGGAAAUGGGCGGAGGAUCAAAUAUGGGCAACUCGAAUAAACGCCAACGCAUAUACCCACCCCAAAAUCAACCAAUGGCUGCGCCAAUGCGGCAAUGA